Messenger RNA from Neltuma alba, 1474 nucleotides. Its product is annotated as uroporphyrinogen-III synthase, chloroplastic. The record is from RefSeq and is a predicted model, not a curated record. The transcript has 9 exons. Lineage: Eukaryota; Viridiplantae; Streptophyta; Magnoliopsida; Fabales; Fabaceae. Gene Ontology annotation, biological process: uroporphyrinogen III biosynthetic process. Gene Ontology annotation, molecular function: uroporphyrinogen-III synthase activity. Bases 154 to 1056 code for a protein of 300 amino acids. Gene Ontology annotation, cellular component: chloroplast.
CGCCUUAUUUAGUGCCCUAAUCUCAUCAUUAUUUCAAAGGUUUCGUCAGGAUAUUUAUGCUAAAUUUGGGAAUUAAUUAUGAGGCCACUCGUCUUGAUCAGAUAACAGCUGGCAUCCUGCAUCUAAACAGCAUUCUGUGCCUAACACGUUUCAAUGGCUCCACUUUCUCUCUCUCCUUUGUCGUCUGCGUCCGCACCUUCUCGUCUUCUGUUUCACCGGCGAACCUUGGUUUGCCCUCCAAGAUUCAGUUGUGCUUCUGUUCCUGCAACGGAAUUGCUGUCGCCGACGACUUCGAAUUUGACCCCGAAAGUUGUGGUCACCAGAGAGCGUGGCAAGAAUGGCAAGCUUAUCAGUGCUCUGAAUAAACAUAAAAUCAAUUGUUUGGAGUUUCCACUUAUUGAGCACACAUUGGGACCCGACAUGGAUAGACUUGCUUCUGUAUUAAAUGAUAAUUCAUUUGACUGGAUUGUCAUAACAUCCCCUGAAGCAGGUUCAGUUUUCCUAAAGGCAUGGAGAGCUGCUGGGGCCCCCCAUGUCAAGAUAGGCGUUGUUGGAGCUGGUACUGCAAGUGUGUUCAACGAAGCCUCGCUGUCAUCAAAGCAGUCACUUGAUGUUGCCUUUUCACCAUCAAAAGCAACAGGGAAGGUUUUGGCUACGGAGCUUCCACUGAAUGGAAAUAAAUGCACUGUGCUGUAUCCUGCUUCUGCAAAAGCUGGCAAUGAGAUUGAGGAAGGACUUUCUAACCGUGGGUUUGAGGUUACAAGGUUGAAUACAUACACAACGGUGCCAGUUCAGCACGUUGACCAAGGAAUCUUAAAGCAGGCACUUGAUAUACCUGUUGUUGCGGUAGCCUCACCAUCUGCAAUUCGUGCCUGGAGGAAUCUUGUUUCAAAGUCAGGUUGGACUGGGUCAGUUGCAUGCAUCGGUGAGACCACUGCUGCAGUGGCUAAAACAUUAGGGUUUGAACAGGUGUACUACCCAUCGAAGCCAGGCCUUGAAGGCUGGGUAGAUAGCGUUCUUGAUGCCUUGGGAUCAUAUGAUGAUUCUUUGCGGUAACAUUCGUGCCUGCCCUCUCCAUUGCAACCCGCUGAUGCGUCCAGCUGUUGUUGAUGCAGCGGUCAUACGGUGCUUCGACAUAUGGAGGAUGGAUCUCCUUCCUCUUCUCAGUAAUGUGUUUUUUGAGGUUACUGACAGAGGCUCUGAUAAGAUCCUGUCGUAAAGAAAUAUGUAUGUAAAUACCGUUGCUGUCUACUUGUAACCCCACGAUUUUCUUCCAUUAUCAAGGGCAACAUUUACUAAUGUUUCCACAUAUGGGUAUAGAUCUCCGUUGAUCACUGCUGCUCCGCUUGAUCCAUGUUCAAAUGUAUAUCUGGUGCAUGGUGAAGGCAUUUAUACUCAUGCAGCUGCUUAGCCUAUGUGGACAUCAUGCAUUCUUUAAUUACAUUUUUUUAUUGAAUUUAGUUUAGUGGUAUUA